UUCCCGCCCUUAGCCCGCACUUUCAACACAAAUAUGCCUAUGGUAGAUGAAAGAAAUAUAUGCGAAAGUGCGAGUCCGGAAUUCUGCGCGCCUCCGCCUCCCCAACCGGAAGUCUCUGGGUCUGAAUGGGUUUGGGAGCCGGUGGCUGAGGCGGGUUUGUGUCCGGCUUGAUCCAGGGGGACUCCUCGGGCUCUGGUCCGCCGCCAGGUUCAUGUGGAGGCUCCCGGGCCGCGCCGCGUUUCGUGGGGUCCGGUUGGCGGUGGGGCGGCGCAGCCGGACCGAGGCGGCGGCCGACGAGGCGGCGGGCACGAUGGAGCGUGCGGUGGUGCGCUGUGUGCCCUCGGAGCCCAAGCUCAGCCUGUCGUUCGCGCUGGCCGAUGGUAGCCACAAGAACAUGCAGCGCGACCAGAGCGAGCCUCUGGGCCGGGCCCUCAGCCGCAUUGCCACCAACGCCCUCAAGGGCCAUGCGAAAGCGGCGACCGCCAAGAAGAGCCGGAAGACCCGGCCGCAGUCGAGCGGCGGCGCGCUGGGCGCCGGGCCUGAGCCGCCCGCGGCCUGUGAGCCGGUGGUGAGGCUGUACUACCGGGAAGAGGCCGUGGCGGAGGACGUGCUCAACGUGGACGCCUGGCAGGACGGCGCAGUACUGCAGAUCGGCGACGUUAAGUACAAGGUGGAGCGCAACCCGCCCGCCUUCACCGAGCUGCAGCUGCCGCGCUACAUCAUGGCAGGCUUCCCGGUGUGCCCCAAGCUCAGCCUGGAGUUUGGGGAUCCCGCCAGCUCGGUUUUCCGCUGGUACAAGGAAGUCGGGCCCGGAGCCGCGGAGACGGGGGACAGCAGCGCCGCGUCCGCGCCGACUCUCACGUGGGCCGAGACGGGCGUGGAGCAGCGCGUGUACACGCCGAGCAACGCGGACGUCGGGCUGCGGCUCAAGCUGCAGUGCACGCCGGGCAACGGGCAGCGCUUCGGGCCGAGCCACGAGCUGGAGAGCGUGUGUCCGGUGGAGGCGGGGCCCGGCACCUGUACCUUCGACCACCGGCACCUGUACACCAAGAAGGUGACAGCCGACGCGUCGGUGCGCACGGUAUCCUACAACAUCCUGGCCGACACCUACGCGCAGACCGAGUUCUCGCGCACCGUGCUGUACCCGUACUGCGCGCCCUACGCGCUGGAACUCGACUACCGGCAGAACCUGAUCCAGAAGGAGCUCACUGGCUACAACGCUGACCUUAUCUGCCUGCAGGAGGUCGACCGCGCCGUGUUCUGUGAUAGCCUGGUGCCCGCCCUUGAGGCCUUCGGGCUGCGGGGCGUGUUUCGAAUCAAGCAGCACGAGGGCCUGGCCACCUUCUACCGGAAGUCCAAGUUCAGCCUUCUUAGCCAGCACGACAUUUCCUUCCAAGAAGCCCUGGAGUCCGAUCCCCUGCAUCGAGAACUGCUGGAGAAACUGCAACUGCACCCCCUGGCUCUGGAGAAGGUGCUGCAGAGAUCUUCCGUCCUUCAGAUUUCAGUUCUUCAAUCUACAAUGGACUCUUCUAAAAAGAUAUGUGUUGCUAAUACCCAUCUCUACUGGCACCCAAAAGGUGGAUACAUUCGUCUCAUUCAAAUGGCAGUAGCCUUGGUUCACAUUAGACAUAUCUCAUGUGAUCUGUAUCCUGGUAUACCAGUUAUAUUUUGUGGAGACUUUAACAGCACACCAUCAACAGGAAUGUAUCAUUUUGUCAUCAAUGGCAGCAUCUCAGAGGAUCAUGAAGACUGGGUUUCCAGUGGGGAAGAGGAAAGAUGCAACAUGUCUCUCACACAUUUCUUCAAACUGAAAAGUGCUUGUGGUGAACCUGCUUACACAAAUUAUGUUGGUGGCUUUCAUGGAUGUCUAGAUUACAUUUUCAUUGACUCAAAUGCUUUAGAGGUUGAGCAGGUGAUUCCAUUACCUACUCAUGAAGAAGUUACCACCCACCAGGCCUUACCUAGUGUUUCUCAUCCUUCUGAUCACAUCGCACUUGUAUGUGAUUUAAAAUGGAAGUAGAUUUCGCUUAAUGGAUAGAAGUCUGGAAAGUUAAUUUUCAGAAAAUUUAAUAUGAAUCAAAGCUUAUAUAUUUCCUCCCUCAAAGAGGAAAUCUAGACACUAAGGUAAAAGUUUAUGGUCAUUCCCUACUAGUUAUGUUCCAGGUGGCUUUGUCACAAAACUAAUUCAUGUUUGCAUCAUAUCAUUUCUUUGUCCUUUUUUUAUUUCCUACACUUGGAGGAAAACAAAUAUAUUUAUUAGUAGCAAGAAGAAAAAUUGAAUUACAAGUGUUUUUUUUUUUAAACUGUUAAGAAUUUUCAAAGUGCCAUUUGAAUACUCACGAUUUUUUAUUCAUAACACAUCUCACAUUGAAUUAUGGUCAUAUAAUUGGGAGCAUACAGGUUUAAAG
Nannospalax galili (Upper Galilee mountains blind mole rat) is the source of this 2408-nucleotide messenger RNA. RefSeq names its product phosphodiesterase 12 (gene Pde12). Gene Ontology annotation, biological process: nuclear-transcribed mRNA catabolic process, deadenylation-dependent decay. The record is from RefSeq and is a predicted model, not a curated record. The transcript is spliced from 3 exons. Lineage: Eukaryota; Metazoa; Chordata; Mammalia; Rodentia; Spalacidae. Gene Ontology annotation, cellular component: mitochondrion. Bases 47 to 2020 code for a protein of 657 amino acids. Gene Ontology annotation, molecular function: 3'-5'-RNA exonuclease activity.